CCGGGCUGGACCGGACCCAGAGCCGCCACCGCCCGCUUCUGCCAUUCAAUGGAGGACGGUCCGCUGGAGAUCAUGACCAAGGACGGCGGCGACAUGCCGGCACCUCUGGAGGUGUCCACCGUGCCGGCCGUGGGGGACGUGAUCUCCGGGGAGUACAACGGCGGCAUGAAGGAACUGAUGGAGCACCUGAAGGCCCAGCUGCAGGCCUUGUUUGAGGACGUGAGGGCCAUGCGGGGGGCCCUGGACGAGCAGGCCUCGCACAUCCAGGUGCUCUCGGACGACGUGUGCGCCAACCAGCGGGCCAUCGUCUCCAUGUGCCAGAUUAUGACCACGGCGCCCCGCCAGGGCGGUCUGGGCGUGGUCGGCGGCAAGGUGAGCUGCCCGGGUGCCCCCCAGGAGCCGGAGACCCCUUCGCCUGGGAUCGGGGACAGCGGUUUGCUGGGUCGCGAUCCUGAGGACGAGGACGACGAUGAAGAAGAGAAGGAGAUGCCCAGUUCCGCCACACCCACUAGUCACUGUGAGCGUCCCGAGAGCCCCUGUGCUGGUCUCCUUGGGGGGGACGGGCCACUUGUGGAGCCCCUCGAUCUGCCCGACAUUACCCUGCUGCAGCUGGAGGGCGAGGCCUCUCUGUGAGGGGACUCCGAGGGGGCACUACUUUCCCGGGCUGGCUUUGGGUUUCCGAGUGCAUGACGCGAGGGGACUGAACGGUGCGGUGCAGCAUGCUUCACUCCGACCGCUGCUCUUGUGGGUCAGGCAGAGAGACUCCCUCGAGAAAGGAUUUAUAGGGUGAAGGACUUUGGGAGCAUCAAGAAUUCUUUCUGGCUAACCAAGGGAGACGUAGCAAACUGCGGAAAGGUGAGGUUCCGGGAGAGGAAGCGCCCACCUCUGGACUCCCAUCCAUCCCCUACCCUGCCCAUUCCCCCUCCCCAGCCAACAGGAGAACCCCUGAAUUGUGUAAAUAAAAUUCUGCUUUUUCUAUUCUGAAAAAGGACUUAUCUAGGACUAUGGCAAAUAAUCUCUAACGAUUUACCUAGAAAUUAAGGAAUUGGGGGUAUUCUGUUCUGGCAACAGAAAAUUUACCCUUCUGCUGAAAUCCAAGAUAUUCAGCGCUCUGCAGAAGCCUCUCCCUCUCACAGAUCUCUGCGGCUGCUGAUUGGUAAAGGAAGCUUGAGGAGGGAUGCAGCCCUAGGAAUCUGGGUGAAUGGGGUUCCAAGGGCCCCUGGGCUGGGGGGAGCUGGCUAUGAAUGUGCAUGAAGACAUAAUAGCUCAACCUCUAGGAUUUUUGCAUGCAGAGCGGAUCCUGCCUUGUCACUGACUUCAUCUGGGAUUGCUUUAGCCACUCACUGGGGCUUAGAGAACAAAGAGCCCAGUACACAGGCAGAGACUUGGGGGUGCUCAGCAGCAGCCCAGAUUUAGGGGACGUUUGAGGGACUCUUGGGGGCCGCAGCCAGAAACUGUCUCUCUCCUGGCUACACCCGCUUAACUUCAGUUCCUUUUCCUGUCAAUUUGUCCCUGCCCGCUGCCUCUCGGUGUUGCCUCCAUAAUGUCUUGUGUGUGUUAUGUGUGUUGACUUGUGUAGUAGUGUGUGAGCCCUGAGGGGCAGGGCUUGUGGCUCUGGUGUUAGGUUCAGGGGGCUUCAGACCCUUCUGUGAGCCCCAGGCUAUCAUGGCGCUUUCCCCUCCCCUUUCCUCUUUCCCUCACAACCAGGGCAUGGAGCAUGUGGCUGUCCUGAGGUGCCCAACUGAUGUGCCUCCCUCCCACCUCCUCAAGUAGUGACUCUGUGUGCCCUUUCUCCUCCACUGUGUAUUCCUUCUCAAUGCUUUCCUUGGUGUUAACCUUAAUAAAGAGGCGUCAUCU
Molecule: messenger RNA, 1857 nt
Organism: Zalophus californianus (California sea lion)
Lineage: Eukaryota; Metazoa; Chordata; Mammalia; Carnivora; Otariidae
Gene: CCDC184
Product: coiled-coil domain containing 184
Exons: 1
Coding region: 49-633 (194 amino acids)
Cellular component (GO): cytoplasm
Source: RefSeq, a predicted model, not a curated record